Molecule: messenger RNA, 3613 nt
Organism: Owenia fusiformis
Lineage: Eukaryota; Metazoa; Annelida; Polychaeta; Sabellida; Oweniidae
Source: the annotation of a GenBank genome assembly
AUUGAAAGUUGCUUCGAACAUCCGGUCAACUAAGAAGAUGCAAAUUAUUUAUAUUUUAUAAGUUUAAUCAAUCAAAUACUUUCUUUAACGCAUAGGAGAUUGCUAUGGAAGGGGUUGACAGGGAAGUUGCAGACAUUGUGGGAUGUUUUUACCUACAAAAGUUUAGAACUGAAUAUGUUUGGGGCAUUCUGGAGUGGGGCACUAGCAGAGGCAGCCCGUCAAGUAGAAGAACAAUCAUUUACUACAGAAAGAGUUAAUGUUCCUCCAUAUCCACAAGUCGUAAAUGUGGAUGGAAAUAAAAAUGGGAACAAUUUGACGACUAGGCGGAGCUUCUCAAUGUCGCGUCCUAGUGUAGGAGAGAGUGACACCCCGAAUACAAGCAGCCCCUUGAAGAUCAACCCCAGCUCACAAGACCAAACAUUCAAGGGUGCAACAAAAGGGCUGGGGAUGGUGCACAAUCACUCGGAGUCACCUACUGGUUCCCAUUCACCUGCCUUUGGGGGUACAGUUCCGCAAGAGCUACAAGAAGAGGCAAAUAAUAGUGAAGUUGCUAGGGGGUCUCCAACGUUUCAAAAUCGCAGCAAGUUUGAAUUUUUGGUUGAUUAUUACGCUGACCAGUCUGAAACCAAGAUCUUCAGCCCCCUAUUAGAGAAAGCAGAACAUGGAUCUUCCAGUGCGUCAAGCGCCAAUAAGGUCUCAAAAAGGGAGUCCCUCAAGGCUCAAAAGCGGAACUACCGUAAAGAAAAAAAGAGAGCAACCAAAGAACUUUUGAGUACAUUGAAGGACCCCUCCGUGAUAGUCAUGGCUGACUGGCUGAAAGUUCGUGGCUCUCUGAAAAGUUGGACCAAACUUUGGUGUGUCCUGAAGCCUGGGCUUGUGGUCCUAUAUAAAAGUCACAAAGCUAAGAGUGGCCAUUGGGUUGGAACCAUCUUACUGAAUACAACUGAGCUCAUUGAGAGGCCUUCUAAGAAGGAUGGCUUUUGUUUCAAACUGUUUCAUCCCCUGGAACAGUCAAUAUGGGCCACAAGGGGUCCCAAGGGUGAAAACAUUGGUGCCAUUACUCAGCCCCUUCCAUAUUCGUAUCUUAUAUUCCGGGCAGAGUCAGAAGCAGCAGGUAAAUGCUGGAUGGAUGCACUGGAGCUUGCAUUGAGGUGUUCAAGUUUAUUAAUGCGCUCAAUGAAGGAUAAAGACACCCCAUUGGCUGAUGAAUCCUACCUUACUCCCACAUUUAGACUUGGAGACUCGGAUCAACUUAAUGAGAGUGAUUAUGAACGUCAUUUUAAAGAAGUUGAUGGAGACUAUAAGACAGACAAAGAUGAUAAACAGAGUGAGAAGACUGAUAGUGAGAAGAGCACAGAUGUGUCAGAUGAAGAGAAGGAUGUCUAUGAUGAUGACCUUGAGCCAAUUGAGAGCCCAUAUGUAGCUGAUGCACCAGAGGAGCUUGGUCUACAAGGGGAUGCUAGUCAGACUGAGGAAGUUGCUGAGGAAAAUAAAAGUCUUAUUUGGGCACUUGUUAAACAGGUGCGACCAGGUAUGGACCUAUCAAAAGUGGUGCUACCAACAUUUAUCUUAGAGACCAGGUCUCUGUUGGAUAGAUUCUCUGAUUACUACUACCAUGCCGAUCUCUUGUCACAGGCAGUUCAGCAGGAAGAUGCUUACAGUCGUAUUAAAGCUGUUGUAAGAUGGUAUAUUGCUGGAUUUUAUAAGAAACCAAAGGGUCCGAAAAAGCCUUACAAUCCUAUCAUUGGUGAAACAUUUCGUUGCUAUUGGAAACAUCCUAAAACUGGUAGCAGAACCUUUUACAUCGCCGAACAGAUAUCUCACCAUCCACCAGUUUCAGCAUUCCAUGUUUCUAACAGACAAGAUGGCUUUAGUAUUAGUGGCAGUGUGCUUGCCAAGUCAAAGUUUUAUGGCAACUCUCUGUCUGCUAUCAUGGACGGCCAGGGAAGGCUGACAUUCCUUAAGAGAGGAGAAGAUUAUGUUAUAACCAUGCCAUAUGCUCAUUGUAAAGGUGUCUUAAUAGGAACGUUGACCAUGGAACUUGGAGGAAAGGUCCUGAUUGGCUGCGAGAAAACAGGGUACAAGGCUGAACUAGAAUUUAAAUUAAAGCCUUUCUUUAGCAGUGGGGAGGCUUCCAACAAAAUCUCUGGUAAAAUUAAGCUUGGAGAUGAGACACUAGCGACAUUAGAUGGACAUUGGGAUAAGGAGGUCUUCAUACGUGAUAAAAGUACAGGAGAAUCUGAGCUGUUCUGGCAAGUGACACCCGAUGUGAGAAUAUCUCGACUGAAGCGGCAUGUUGUAGCAUUGGAACACCAGGGGGAGUUUGAAUCUCAGAGGUUAUGGCAGCAAGUAACUGAAGCAAUAGUGCGUGGGGACCAGUCAGCCGCCACCCAGGAGAAGUUUAUCCUUGAAGAGGCCCAGAGACAAGGAGCUAAGGAGAGAAAGGCAAAAAUGGAGGAGUGGACACCAAGGCUGUUUGAACGAGACAUGAUUACAAGUGAUUGGGUCUAUAAAUACGCAGAUUUACGGCCUUGGGAUGCCUUUAACGACUUAGUGCAAUAUGAAAAUGACUUUAUUAUCAAGACAAAAACACGUCACAAAACGCCUCUUGUAAGAACAACCAGUAUUAUGAGCGUGGAGAAAUCGCAAGAAGGAUUACGCAAUCAGAAGCGGCAAGCAUCGAUAGAGCGUGUCCGAGCUGUUAGAAUGCGGUCAACAAGAACACAUUCGAGACAGAAGAUGAUUAUAAAUGAUAGCGGAAGUAGUACACCAGACCAAGAUGUGUCUCAUCGACUGGAGGAGAGUUCUACAGAUUCUACAGAAGAAACUCCGCAUAGCCUGAGCUACAGAACGCUUAAGCGAGCCCUUGAACCGAUUCAGGAGCUGCAAUUUGAACAAAAUAAGAAACUCACCUCAGUUUCGGAUCAGGUGCUAGCUCUACAGUAUAGAAGAACUAUGCCCGAACAGGGUUACUCCUUACAGAAUCGGGACUGGAUGAUUUUAGCAAUCCUCUUAGGUUUCCAGGCAAUAUUUUUCUGGUUAUUGAAAUGAUUUAAUAACUUAAAAUGCCUUAUGUGAUAUUUGUCUGAUUGACUAGGUGGGAAAUGAAAUCCAACAGCACCUGAAUGUACACAUAAUUAUGUCUGCUCCUGAUAUACAUGUAUAAUUCACAUAUUAUUGGGCAAAACUCACUUUGACAGACAAGAACACCAGAUCUUUAUUGUAAACAUAAUAACCUGGGCCUGCCAACAUUGCCUAUUAAUUUUAAUAUUAUGAUGAUUCUAUUGAACUUGCCAUUAUGGACAUGGCUGAACUCAGUGUAGUCUUUUGGGACAUUUUACAUAUAUUCCUAAAUCAGUUAUGCUCUUCUUCUUCAAACAAUCUUACAAUAACACUUCAAGCAAUAUUAGAGUCUGGUUAUUAAUAUUUAUUAAGACCACAAAAGCAAGUUAUUCUUCUAUAAUCCAGGAUUUACAAGGUACAAAUACAAUGUAUGCCUUAAAGAACUCUGGUUGUGUCUAUUUGACUACAUUUCUAAUUAUGUAUUUCUAUAUAUUGAGUGUUAUUUCUUGCUAGUUCAAUGUGUUUUGACAUUAUUUUAUUUUAAACCCUU